AUUGAGAGUCGACCGUUGAGAGAGAGAGAGAGAGAGAGUUAAGUAAACAAGAAGAGGAUUGGACUGGAUCUGCUCAGAAUUUACAAGGAAAGACAAAAGACACAAAUUAGUCAGCAGUACUGGUUCUGUGUUUGGAGAAGGAGCAACCGGCAAGACGAUUAGCAACUAGUCUAGCCUAGUGUGGUUGGAAAUGAACAGGAGACGCCAUGGCUGGCAACGCCCUUUCCAUCCUCUCCAGAUUGUUGGAAUUGCAGUUUACAGUUUUCUUGUGGUGGUCUUCUACACAUUCCUCGGACUUUUCCUCGGAAAUAGAACCGCCGAAAUCACGGUUACCACCGUCUUUUCCUUUGUGGCUGUAUCGGUCAUGUUUCUCUUCAUAAGGUGCACAGCCACUGACCCAUCUGACAGAACCAGCCUUAAGAAGAAGAACAAGAAGAAACCUAAAGGUGGCAAAGGACUUCCGAAGCUCAACUACGGCUUCCUUCUCGGCCAGAUUGUAGUCACCUUCUUUAGGAGGGUGGAGAGGAAGAUCCUCAGGACUUUUAUAAGGAGGAGGUAUCUCGAUCCAUGGAUGACCGCCGCUCAGUUGGAUCCCUUGCUCCCGUUUCCCUUUGUCCUCAUGAAGGAAGACGCUGUCUCUCCUGAUUUCAGGGAAGACGACAUCUCUUUCUGCGCACUCUGCGACUUUGAGGUGAAAAAACACAGUAAGCACUGCAGGACCUGCAACCGUUGCGUUGAUGGAUUCGACCACCACUGCAGGUGGUUAAACAACUGCAUCGGGAAAAAGAACUACACCACAUUCAUUCUCCUUAUGAUUUUCGUUUUGUUAUUGCUAAUCAUAGAAGGAUCAACUGCAAUUGCCAUAUUCGUCAGGUGCUUCUCAGAUAAAAAUGGAAUAGAACAGGAACUGAAGAGGAAGCUCUACGUGGAAUUCCCAAGAAGCGUUCUUGCUACAAUAUCGGUUUUGCUGACUUUAAUGAUAGCUUAUGGUUCAGCAGCAAUGGGACAGCUUUUUUUCUUUCAUGUGGUUCUCAUACGGAAGGGAAUGAGAACAUAUGACUAUAUCCUGGCAAUGAAAGAGGAGAGCCAAUCCAUAGAAAUGGAUCCAUUCGAUGUCGAUUCAGAUUUCUCCUCGGAUGUGAGUAGCGAUUUUGAUUCACCUGAAAAAGCCUCAUUCAUAUCGCGGUUUAUAUGCAGAGGAAGCGGUGCAACUCAGUUACAGAACAACCGAAGGUUGUCCAUAAGAAUUGAUAGCGAUCCUCAGCCCUUUACCUCAACUAAGAAACAAGGCUUCCGUGUCAGCAUUGACCCCUGGAGACUGAUCAAGUUGAGCAAAGAGAAAGCAUUGAUAGCAGCAGAGAAAGCCAGAGAACGGAUUGUGAAACAGAAGCCGCCUACAGAAGAGGAUUCAUUGAAACCCCUACCGUUAGAGACCAAACGUGGACCACUGAUGACGAGCACAGAUAAAAGCACGGCUACUGCUAUAGGAUCAGGCUUAACACCUCUUAUAUCCAAAGGGUGGAUGCCUGGGUCACCCGGCAGAAAGUUUUCAAGCCCAAGAAGGCGGUUUUCUGGCUCGCCAACAACGUCAUCUGGCAUUGCGCCGUCACCAAAACAAAAAUACCGAAACAAUUUUGACUUGAAAUUGACGGAGGUGUCGAGGGAGCUGGAGACCUACAUAUCAAGGCAGGUUUUGUGUUCUGUUAUAAAGAAGGAUGGGAAUGAGGCAUCUCCGAGAUAGGGAGGAUUGUGCUUAGUAGAAAAUUGAUUCUCAACCUUUGAGAAAGGUUCAUUUACCACCUGUGUGUGUACUCUUGAUAUCUUAUGCGGUUUUUUUGGAGACUAAUGUAUAUGCACUCUUAAAAUUAUUAUACCACCCAUUGGAUGUAAUUCUUUUAAACUUUACUCGCCAUUCAAUGUACUUUUACUUUCAUCGAAA
Messenger RNA from Malus domestica (apple), 1939 nucleotides. RefSeq names its product protein S-acyltransferase 18. Gene Ontology annotation, cellular component: Golgi apparatus; endoplasmic reticulum. The record is from RefSeq and is a predicted model, not a curated record. Gene Ontology annotation, molecular function: protein-cysteine S-palmitoyltransferase activity. NCBI's taxonomy places the organism in Eukaryota, Viridiplantae, Streptophyta, Magnoliopsida, Rosales, Rosaceae. Gene Ontology annotation, biological process: peptidyl-L-cysteine S-palmitoylation; protein targeting to membrane.